GCAGAGCGCCUGGGAGCCGCCUAUGGGCAGGAGCGGAGCUGUCAAAUGCGAGGUUCCUUUAAUAAGAGCGACCAGUCCGGCUCCGGGAGUCAUGGCGACCGCAGCGUCUAACCACUACAGCAUCCUCACCUCCAGCGCAUCCAUCGUGCACUCGGAGCCCAGCGUCAUGCAGCAAGCCACGGCGUACCGGGACGCGCAGAGCCUGUUGCAGAGCGACUACCCGCUGCAGAGCAACAGCCACACGCUCAGCCACGCGCACCAGUGGAUCACGGCGUUGUCCCACGGAGAGGGGACCCCGUGGUCCUCCAGCCCGCUCGGCACCGAGCAGGACAUCAAACCCGCGGUGCAGGGCACCCGGGAGGAGAUGCACAGCUCCAGCAACAACCUGCAGCACCAGUCGCGGGCGCCCCACCUGGUGCAUCAGGCGCACGGGAACCACCACGACGCACGGGCGUGGAGAACCACCACCGCGGCGCACAUACCGAGCAUGGCGACGACGAACGGCCAGAGCCUUAUUUACUCCCAGCCGGGCUUCAGCGUCAACGGGCUGAUCCCGGGCAGCGGGCAGGGGAUGCACCACCAUAACCUCAGAGACAGCCACGAGGACCACCACAGCCCGCACCUCAGCGAGCACGGCCAUCCACCGUCCCAGCAUCAGCACCAGCACCGGCCGCAGAGUCACCACGAGCACUCGGACGAGGACACGCCGACAUCCGACGACCUGGAGCAGUUCGCCAAGCAGUUCAAGCAGCGGAGGAUCAAGUUGGGCUUCACGCAGGCGGACGUGGGACUCGCCCUGGGGACCCUGUACGGAAAUGUUUUUUCCCAAACAACCAUAUGCAGGUUUGAGGCCCUGCAGCUCAGCUUCAAAAACAUGUGCAAGCUGAAGCCUCUGUUGAACAAGUGGCUGGAGGAGGCGGACUCCACGUCGGGCAGCCCGACCAGCCUGGACAAGAUCGCGGCGCAGGGAAGGAAACGGAAAAAACGGACCUCGAUCGAAGUGAGCGUAAAGGGAGCUUUGGAGAGCCAUUUUUUGAAGUGCCCUAAACCGGCCGCGUCGGAAAUAAUCACCCUGGCGGACAGUCUUCACCUGGAGAAAGAAGUGGUGAGAGUUUGGUUUUGUAACAGGAGACAGAAGGAGAAACGCAUGACGCCUCCCGGAGGAGCGCUGCCGGGCAGCGAGGAUAUGUACGGGGACACGCCGCCGCACCACGGGGUCCAGACCCCGGUCCAAUGAACUCCGCUGGAGCGCUCCUCCAGGACUUAUUCACCCUUUUUAUUUAUCCCCGAGGUUAUAUAUAAAUCACUGGACUAUGAGACGAUCUAGUGAGUGUUUUAUGUAUAAUAGAUUGCAGCGAGAACCUCCACGAUAUCUGCAGUGAAUGUGUGAGAGGGGGGGUGGGGGGGCAGUCUGUGCUCUCCGAGAGCGCACCAGCACUGUGAGGCGGCUGUAGCCCCUGAUUGUGUAUUAAAAUUAUAUUUGACUCUAAACAUAAUAAUAAUAAAACAGGGAUGGAGAAUUUAGAUGGAAAAGCCUAGCAGAGUAGUUUCCAUUUGACACUUUUUUUCUAUCAACUCCAACAUCUUUCUUGCUGUGUGCAAAAAAAAGCGGGUUAGUUUGUAGUAGCUUCAAAAUGUGCAUUGGGGGGUGGGGGGUCACAGAAAGCCGCGUUAAUGGAGCAAACUGGGGGCCAGUAAAGGCUGCAGCCCCAGUGGAGACACAUCUGUCAGCAACAAAGAGGACAGCUGCCUUUCAACUAUUAUUAUUAUUAUUAUUAUUAUUAUUAUUAUUAUUAUUAUUAUUAUUAUUAUUAUUAUUAUUAUUAUUAUUAUUAUUAUUAUUCGUGCUGCGACCUCUGCAAUUAGUGGUAUAAACACCAAGUGCGCUCGGUUUUUAACAGUCGUCAAACCCAGAGUUCAAUAACAGGAUCUCUUCCCUCAGAGCGUUUUUUUUUUAUUAUUAUUAUUAUUUAUUUAUUUUUAUAAUUUUUUUUCCUUCAAGAUUUUUUUUAAAGCUCCAAGACGACUGAUUUAAAUAUCUGGCACUUUUUCUAUAACGACAAAAUGGGCUCUAUGUCUCUGCAGAAAUAAGAUGGCAGCAUAAACAUCCAAAUCCACUUAAAUAUGGUGAAACCUUCUACAAAAAGUCACAAUUUAACCCAUCUUGUUUUGUUUUUGUUUUUUUUUAUAAUUUUCCACAGGGGUAUUUUUUCUUUUUUUUCCCCUAUUAACAGAAUGAUGACUUUUGCUUAGAUCCAUAAUGAACAGAACCUGCUGAUUG
Messenger RNA from Cyprinodon variegatus (sheepshead minnow), 2281 nucleotides. RefSeq names its product POU class 3 homeobox 2 (gene pou3f2b). Bases 23 to 1237 code for a protein of 404 amino acids. Gene Ontology annotation, cellular component: nucleus. The record is from RefSeq and is a predicted model, not a curated record. Gene Ontology annotation, molecular function: DNA-binding transcription factor activity, RNA polymerase II-specific; RNA polymerase II cis-regulatory region sequence-specific DNA binding. The transcript has a single exon. Gene Ontology annotation, biological process: brain development; regulation of transcription by RNA polymerase II. Lineage: Eukaryota; Metazoa; Chordata; Actinopteri; Cyprinodontiformes; Cyprinodontidae.